GGACCUGGACUUUCCGGGACACCAGGAGUUCCACCACCUCCUCCUCCACCACCUCCACUUCCAGGUGGUGCUGUUCCUCCUCCUCCUCCGCCACCUCCUCCUCCACCGCUUCCUGGUGGAAUUCCUCCUCCUCCUCCCCCUCCUUUACCUGGAGGAGCUGUACCACCAGCACCUCCUUUAUUCGGGGGACCUCCUCCUCCACCACCUCUGGGUGGUAUUCCUCCUCCUCCUGGAGUACCUGCUUCCCUACCUUUUGGAAUGAAGCAAAAAAAAUUAUACAAACCGGAAGUGUCCAUGAAAAGAAUCAAUUGGUCCAAGAUUGAACCACAGGAAAUAUCUGAGAACUGCUUCUGGUUAAAAGUGAAGGAAGACAAGUUUGAAAAUCCAGAUCUCUUUGCAAAAUUGGCACUCACUUUUGCUACACAAAUGAAAG
This is a messenger RNA of Gracilinanus agilis (Agile Gracile Mouse Opossum), 433 nucleotides long. RefSeq names its product protein diaphanous homolog 2-like. Gene Ontology annotation, biological process: actin filament polymerization. The transcript is spliced from 2 exons. NCBI's taxonomy places the organism in Eukaryota, Metazoa, Chordata, Mammalia, Didelphimorphia, Didelphidae. The record is from RefSeq and is a predicted model, not a curated record. The annotation marks the transcript as partial. Gene Ontology annotation, molecular function: actin binding; microtubule binding. Gene Ontology annotation, cellular component: actin filament; cytoplasm.